UAAGUUGGAUCGUAUCUCGGAGUGUCUCUGAAAAAAAAAAGAAAAAUAAAAAAAGUACAAUUGAGUUAAUUGUGAGAAAAAGAAAUAAAAGAUUUAAUUAAUUAAAUGAAAAAUUGUCACCAAGCAGAAGACAAAUUAUUUAAUUUAAAAAUUAACGCGCAUUUUUUUUUUUUUUGAUGUCUUAGUGCAAAGUUGAACAAAUAAAAAAGACAUAAAGCGCCAAUACAUCGUAAAAAAAUAUAAAGAUAAUAAUUAACAAAGUAAGACGUUUGAUGUGAAUUGUGAACAAACAACAGGUUUUUUGCAUAUCUUUUUACACAAUACAACACAUGUUUUAAAAGCACUUGAAACUCGCACUCACGACACGGCACACAACACAAGAAGACCAUAAAAUUGCAUUAUUCUGCAGUUCGCCGUGUGUUGCUCGGUACCUCUGUGGUAGCCUAAUAAAUAUUGUAUAAAAAAAAAUAAUAAAUAAAAUAAAAAAAUUACCUAAUAGGUGAAUAAAUACGAGAGAACGAGUGAAGUGGCAUAUAAUAAUUAAUAAUUUUUUUUUUGUAUGUUAAUUUUUCUGCAAUUGGGUCUAAAGGUGAACUAUUGAGAUCUUAAAAAUGAUGCCGAUAAAUUUCUAAAAAAAAAAAAAUAAUAAAAAAACACAAAAAUGAAUAAAAUGACAUUUAAUCGAAGGAUCAGUGCCCUUCAAGUCACCCAAAAAAUGGUGUUAAUGUGCGUUAUGCACCUGAUUGCCAUCGCAAUAUGGCAAAAUUCCGCUGUUGCAGCAUUUAAGUCGUCGUAUACGAAUGUCGUCGGCAGCAACAAAUACACAAAGCUGGCAAAUAAUCAACAGGAAAUGGAACUGGAUUACAGAGAAAUGAGAGUUUGCGUUGGCACAAAUGGUCGAAUGUCGGUUCCUGCGAAUCGCGAUUACCAUUACAAAAAUCUCCAUGAUCGCUACAUCAACUGCACCUACGUCGAUGGCAACUUGGAGUUGACUUGGAUCCAAAAUGACACGUAUGACUUGAGUUUCCUUCAUCAGAUCCGCGAAGUCACGGGCUACGUACUAAUUAGUCAUGUCGAUACAAAAGAUGUCAUCUUGCCAAAAUUACAAAUUAUUCGUGGCAGAACGCUGUUCAAAGUGAACGUGAUGGAAGAGGAAUUUGCACUUUUUGUGACGUUAUCGCAAAUGCACACUUUGCAACUGCCAGCGUUACGGGACAUUUUGAGCGGUAGUGCGGGAAUUUUCAACAAUUACAAUUUGUGUCACAUUAAGACGAUCGAUUGGUACGAAAUCCUUACGGGACCUGGAGCGCAAAUCAAGUACAGUUACAACUUUACGUCGCCGGAACGCGAAUGCCCAUCAUGCGAUAAGUCGUGUCACGGGGGAUGUUGGGGCGAGGGACCUCAUAAUUGUCAGAAAUUCAGUAAAGUAAAUUGUCCGGCGCAAUGUGCUCAGGGAAGAUGUUUCGGACCAAAUCCACGGGAUUGUUGUCAUUUGUUCUGCGCAGGCGGAUGUACAGGCCCAACGCAACGUGAUUGCUUGGCAUGUCGAAAUUUCUACGAUGACGGCGUUUGUAAGCAGGAAUGUCCGCCGAUGCAACGUUACAACCCCACUAAUUACCUCUGGGAGCCAAAUCCAGAUGGAAAGUAUGCGUAUGGCGCUACUUGUGUCCGUGACUGCCCCAAACAUUUGCUCAAGGAUCAAGGUGCUUGCGUUCGUACGUGUCCCCCGAAUAAAAUGGCAAAAGAUGGCGAAUGUAUGCCAUGCAAUGGUGCUUGCCCGAAGACUUGUCCGGGCGAGAAAAUCGUUCAUUCGGGAAAUAUCGACAAAUAUAUCAAUUGUACCGUGAUUGAGGGAUCUUUGGAGAUCUUGGAUCAAACUUUUAACGGAUAUCAACAUGUUUAUGCCAACUUUUCCUUCGGUGAACGUUAUACGAAACUGCAUCCUGAUAGAUUGGAAGUCUUCUCAACACUGAAGGAGAUUACUGGUUACUUGAAUAUCCAAGGACAUGAUGAAAAUUUCAAAAAUUUAUCGUAUUUCCGUAACUUGGAGGUCAUUGGAGGACGAGAACUCAAGGAAAAUUUGUUCGCAUCGUUGUACAUUGUCAAAACGUCACUUCGUUCCUUGAACCUCAAAUCACUGAAAAAGGUCAAUUCUGGCUCGAUUGUCAUCGUUGAGAACCAAAAUUUGUGUUAUGCUGAGGAUAUUGACUGGAAUGUCAUUAAAAAGUCCAAAGAUCACGAUUCGGUAAUCCAAUCUAAUCGCAAUACAACCGAGUGUGCUCUUGCCGGUCAAAGUUGCGACAAAGAAUGUUCCAAAGCCGGAUGUUGGGGCGCUGGUCCGUCACAGUGCUUGGAAUGCAAGCAUUUUACGCACAAAGACAUGUGUUUGUCCUCGUGUGAUCCUCGUGCAAGAUUGUAUCAAAUUGACGCCAAAACGUGCGGUGAAUGUCACGAAGAGUGUCGCGAUUCGUGUACCGGUCCACACAACGACGAUUGUUCGGCAUGUAAAAACGUCAAAGACGGCAAAUUCUGCGUUAAACAAUGUCCUGAGAGUAAAUAUGCUGCCAGCGGUAAAUGUGAGCCUUGUCACGAAACUUGCGUUGGAUGUCGUGGUCCCCGUAACACAAUUGCUCCGGAUGGAUGCAUCACGUGCGAUAGUGCCAUCAUCAAUAACGAGACAAAAGUCGAACGAUGCUUGAAGAAAAACGACACGUGUCCCGAUGGAUAUUACUACGACUGGAUUGGUCCGCAGGCUGAUGGCGCUUUUAAACCUCUCACGAACAAACAAGUUUGUCGCAAAUGUCAUCCGUUGUGUAAGCGAUGCAAAGGUUACGGUUUCCACGAAAGUGUUUGUCUCGAAUGUGCAGGCUACAAAAUCGGCGAACUCUGUGGCAAUGAAUGCCCCAGCGAUUAUUACGCAGACAAGAAAAAUCGCGUUUGUAAUCCGUGCGAUGACGAAUGUCGCGGUUGUCAUGGCGUUGGCCCGGAAAAAUGCGAUGAAUGUCGCAACUUGAAGAUUUUCUUGGGAGAUCCGAAUGAUAAUACGACAGCGUUCCAUUGCACAGAACGAUGUCCCGAAACGCAUCCGCACAAAAUUCACGGCAAUAACGGGUUUCAUUGUGCUGCGGAGCCAAUUAGUUACAGCAUGUUGGAUGACAGCACAUCAACGGCGCAAGUUUGGAUCAUAAUUGUGUUUAUCGCUCUCGGAAUUGCAAUCACGUUCUUCUUAUUUGCCAUUUAUUACACGAAGAAAAAGAUUCGUGCCAAACAGGAAGCUGUAAAAAUGACGAUGGUUCUUGCGGGAUGCGAAGACAGUGAACCACUGAGACCCACAAAUGUCGGUCCGAAUCUCACAAAACUGCGAAUGAUCAAAGAAGCGGAAAUUCGUCGCGGGGCAAUUCUCGGUAUGGGAGCUUUUGGUCGCGUUUUCAAGGGAGUUUGGGUGCCUGAAGGCGAAAAUGUCAAAAUCCCGGUGGCAAUUAAGGUCUUGAUGGAUAUCAACAGUGCCGAAUCAAGUCGCGAGUUUUUGGAUGAAGCUUAUAUCAUGGCAUCCGUUGAACAUCCCAACUUGUUGAAACUCCUCGCUGUCUGCAUGACAAACCAAAUGAUGCUGAUAACGCAAUUGAUGCCUCUCGGAUGUCUCUUGGACUAUGUCAGAAACAACAAAGACAAAAUCGGGUCGAAAGCUUUGUUGAAUUGGUCGACUCAGAUCGCACGUGGCAUGGAAUAUCUCGAAAAUCGUCGUUUAGUGCAUCGUGAUUUGGCAGCAAGAAAUGUCCUUGUACAAACGCCUUCUUGUGUCAAAAUCACCGAUUUUGGUUUGGCCAAGUUGUUGGAUUACGGUUCGGAUGAAUAUCAUGCCGCUGGCGGUAAAAUGCCGAUAAAAUGGUUGGCUCUGGAGUGCAUUCGUCAUCGAAUUUUCACGAGCAAAAGUGAUGUGUGGGCGUUCGGUGUCACAAUUUGGGAACUUUUGACGUACGGAGCUCGUCCUUAUGACAACAUACCGGCAAACAAAGUCCCAGAACUAAUUGAAAACGGUCAGAAAUUACCACAACCGGAUAUUUGUUCGCUUGAUAUCUACUGCAUUUUGUUGCUGUGCUGGAAUUUAGAUCCGGAAGCUCGUCCCACGUUUAAACAACUCGCAGAUCAGUUGGCGGAAAAGGCACGCGAUCCCGGUCGUUAUUUGGUGAUUCCGGGUGACAAAUUUAUGCGAUUACCCUCGUACACGAGCAAAGACGAAAAAGAGUUGAUUCGAACGUUGGCGCCUAGUCUCGAUGCGGGCGGCAAUCUCGUACAAGCCGAAGAAUAUUUACAACCAAAGUCACGUAGUAGCGUGCUGCCCGAUUUUUCGAGCGAUUUGUCUGAGGAAAUUCUGAAGUCGCUGCGUUAUUCGAGCGAUCCGCUGCGAAAUACCUCCGAUGAGACUGAUAAUUCGCGCGAAGUUGCCAUCGGGAACUUGCGUCUCAACUUGCAAGUAGAUGAAGAUGAUUAUCUCAUGCCAACGACAGGUCCUAAUUAUUUGGGACUCAUUGGAGCACCUGCGAAUCCCACGAGUGUUGAGAACCCAGAGUACAUGAAGGGCACGACAAGCGAUAAUUCAUCGUCUAUUGAGACUGUAUCGACAGCACCCACGCAAACAAUUGGCAUUCCGUUGUCGCCAACAGAAACGGAACCCAUUUCAGAUCACGAGUACUACAACGACUUGCAACGAGAGAGCAAACACUUGCUGCAUCGCAAUGAAACGACGGUGUAAGAAAAAAAACCUGUAAAUAAAUUUAAAAUUAAUAGAAUUAAGGAAAAAAAAAACAAAUCAUGUGCCGAUAAAUAAGUAAAAAAUUAGAUUAAAAGAGAAGCAAUAAGACAGAAAUCGUGCCUUGCUAGAUUUUAAGCAGAAAUUUCACUCAACUUAACUUUUUUUUAAAAAAUAAUUUUAGCUUGCCAAAAGUUUUUUUAUUAUUAUUUAAAAAUUUGCCAUGCCACGAAACUAAAAAAAUACUUACAACUGAAAUUCUGUCGAAUAUAAGUUUUUUACAA
Messenger RNA from Culicoides brevitarsis, 5034 nucleotides. It is a transcript of the gene Egfr, whose product is annotated as epidermal growth factor receptor. The transcript has 5 exons. The record is from RefSeq and is a predicted model, not a curated record. Lineage: Eukaryota; Metazoa; Arthropoda; Insecta; Diptera; Ceratopogonidae. Gene Ontology annotation, cellular component: signaling receptor complex; basal plasma membrane; plasma membrane. Gene Ontology annotation, biological process: positive regulation of kinase activity; positive regulation of cell population proliferation; cell surface receptor protein tyrosine kinase signaling pathway. The coding region runs from base 662 to 4753 and encodes 1363 amino acids. Gene Ontology annotation, molecular function: ATP binding; transmembrane receptor protein tyrosine kinase activity.